This is a messenger RNA of Silurus meridionalis, 961 nucleotides long. It is a transcript of the gene cldn10l2, whose product is annotated as claudin-10. Lineage: Eukaryota; Metazoa; Chordata; Actinopteri; Siluriformes; Siluridae. The coding region runs from base 105 to 902 and encodes 265 amino acids. The record is from RefSeq and is a predicted model, not a curated record. Gene Ontology annotation, biological process: cell adhesion; bicellular tight junction assembly. Gene Ontology annotation, molecular function: structural molecule activity. The transcript is spliced from 5 exons. Gene Ontology annotation, cellular component: bicellular tight junction; plasma membrane.
CAGGCUGUGUCUUCUCAGGUUUAAACCUGUUAUUCUCCACAGCAGAAGACAUCUUUUAAGCAAUCACAUUUUAUUCCUAAACGAUCAGAUCCAAGAAGAUUACAAUGAACAUAAUGCUUAUACAAGUGUUUGGCUUCUUGAUAUCCACAGUUGGAUGGUUUUUGGUCUGCUGCACCACGGUGAUGGAUUAUUGGAGGGUUAGCUACAUAGGUGGUCAAGGAGGCUCCUGGGUCAUUAAUGCUGCAUGGUACUGGUCCACUCUAUGGAGAGAGUGCUAUACAGACUCCAGUGAUGUGGCCAACUGCAGGGACUAUGACACCAUGUGGGUUGUGAGGCCUGAAACUAGAACAGACCAGAGACCCCUGCAGGCUGUGCGGGCUUUGCUGCUUGUUGGGAUGUUUGUGGGAUUUUUUGCCGCCAUAUUUUGCUUUAUUGGGAUGGACUGCACAUAUAUUGGUGGACAUGAGAGAAAAAAGUGCAGAUUACUGUUAAUAGGAUCUGUUCUUCAUUUUACUGGAGGUGUGUCUUGCUUUGCUGCUUAUUGCUUAUACACUGCUAGACUGGGCACAGUACUAUUUACACAGAUGGCUGAUGCACGCAUCUUAAGGUUUUACAUAGGUCUUCCAGUAUUCUUUGGUUUGAUAGGCAGUACUUCCAUAAUCCUAGGCUCUGUUCUGUAUUUUGUGACUCUCUGCAGGAUCUGCCGAACAGAAAGAGAGAUGGACAUUUCUGCUUCAAGAAAAUACUGGACUUCUAAGACAUACAAGGCACAGAGGAAAAGUCAAACAUUAUACAACAGUGACAAUGCAGCAUCCAUCCAAUCAAUGACCUCCAGCCAAGCUUCGAGUAGCCAAGUAUCGAGAAGUUCUCUUGUUCUGUCUGAUGAAGAUUCUUUUGUUUGAAUGCAGAAGCAGAGAAAAUAUUUCCAACACUGUAAAUAUUAUUUGUUAACAUUAAAGGA